Messenger RNA from Schizosaccharomyces cryophilus OY26, 1372 nucleotides. Its product is annotated as 40S ribosomal protein S14. The record is from RefSeq and is a predicted model, not a curated record. The transcript has a single exon. Lineage: Eukaryota; Fungi; Ascomycota; Schizosaccharomycetes; Schizosaccharomycetales; Schizosaccharomycetaceae. Gene Ontology annotation, cellular component: cytosolic small ribosomal subunit; ribosome. Gene Ontology annotation, molecular function: structural constituent of ribosome; mRNA 5'-UTR binding; small ribosomal subunit rRNA binding. Gene Ontology annotation, biological process: ribosomal small subunit assembly; translation; maturation of SSU-rRNA from tricistronic rRNA transcript (SSU-rRNA, 5.8S rRNA, LSU-rRNA). The coding region runs from base 41 to 460 and encodes 139 amino acids.
GCGGAGUGCCUAACAGAUCUUGGAACGGCAACAACAGAAAAUGGCUACUAACGUUGGGCCUCAAGUUCGCUCUGGUGAGCUCGUCUUUGGUGUUGCUCAUAUUUUUGCUUCUUUCAACGAUACCUUCGUCCAUAUCACUGAUUUGACCGGUAAGGAAACCAUCACCCGUGUCACUGGUGGUAUGAAGGUCAAGACCGAUCGUGAUGAGUCUUCUCCUUACGCUGCGAUGUUAGCCGCGCAAGAUGCUGCUGUCAAGUGCAAGGAAGUUGGCGUCACCGCUCUUCACAUCAAGAUCCGUGCUACUGGUGGUACCGCUACUAAGACUCCCGGUCCCGGUGCUCAAGCUGCUUUACGUGCUUUAGCCCGUGCUGGUAUGCGCAUUGGUCGUAUUGAGGAUGUUACUCCCAUCCCUACCGACUCUACCCGCAGAAAGGGUGGUCGUCGUGGUCGCAGACUGUGAGCACUUUCGUCUCUUCUUUGUCGUACUGUUUGUAUGGCUGGUUUGGACAAAGUCCUCGACGUCUAUUUGGUUUCUUUUUAUAGAAACAUAAUAAGAAAUUUCAGUUGAUUUUUAAUUACAAGACUGUAAGGAUUAAGUAAAGUGAUAAGUAGAAAAAAGUAGCAGAACAUGGCAUUCUUUUAACCUCAAUUACUCUCAUUGUUGAAAUCAUCUAUCACAUAAUGUCCAAUUUCAUGAACUUCUUGGUCGUAAUCAAUAGCAGCAUUGGCAUCAUCCGCAUAAUAAGGGGCAGCGUCUUCUGGAUUUUCCUGUAUGUUGACUACUUCAGAAACAGCAUUCACUAAGUUAUCUAAAGCAUUAUUAACUUGGAGAGGAAGGCUGUUGUCCGACUUGCGUUCCAACAGGUUUUCCAGCAAGGACUGCAUAAAGUCACCCUCAAAAAGAGCAGAAGUUUCAAUGUCACGAUCAUGUAAUGUCUCGAAUUGUGAUUGGAACAAGCCUAUGCAGCCAUGAUUAGUAGGGUUCUAUAAGGGAAUAAAAAACGUACCGAGAAAAGUAGAAUAAUAAUCUGGCUCGGUCUCAGCUAACUUAUAAGAUUGCAAUAGCAUCUCCAAAAAGUUUUUCCAAUGCAAUAAUGCUGCAUAAUGGGAAAAAAAAGCGUAUGCAAGGUAGGCGAACGAAAAUUCAGCUAGUGCUGAAGCAUGCUCAUUAUUCCAUACGGAUUGUACGAGUCGUUGAAACAUAAAAGUUUUGUCAAUAGCUUGCAAAGAUCUUUCAGGACCUAAGGAAGAGGGAGACCAGCUUUUUCUAACAUCGAAUUUUGUUAAUCGUAAUACAGUGUCCUUCUCUGAAGGCUGAAAGAGCUCAGACUCAGCUGCAUUUAAAUCUAUAUUUGCGUAAGUAGAAGUAUCC